Messenger RNA from Staurois parvus, 444 nucleotides. The record is from the annotation of a GenBank genome assembly. Lineage: Eukaryota; Metazoa; Chordata; Amphibia; Anura; Ranidae.
CAGGCACCGGGCCCCCAGGCGGAGCAGCAGGCACCGGGCCCCCAGGCGGAGCGGCGGGCGCCGGACCCCAGGCGGAGCGACGGGCGCCGGACCCCCAGGCGGAGCGACAGGUCUCGGGCCCCCAGGCGGAGCGGCGGGCGCCGGACCCCUAGGCGGACGGCAGGUCUCGGGCCCCCAGGCGGAGCGGCGGGCGCCGGACCCCCCCCAGGCAGAGCGACAGGUCUCGGGCCCCCUGGCGGAGCGGCGGGCGCCGGACCCCCAGGCGGAGCGACAGGUCUCGGGCCCCCAGGCGGAGCGGCAGGCGGAGCGACAGGCACCGAGUCACCAGGCACGACAGUUUGGCUCCGAGUCAACUGGCAUGACCGCCGGCACUGGGUCAGACAAUGGAUCGUCUGGCUGGACAGCGGGCAUCGGGUCACCAGGCAUCAGGUCAUUUGGCUCGAC